Corticium candelabrum is the source of this 1477-nucleotide messenger RNA. RefSeq lists its product as uncharacterized. The transcript has 2 exons. The record is from RefSeq and is a predicted model, not a curated record. Bases 54 to 1304 code for a protein of 416 amino acids. NCBI's taxonomy places the organism in Eukaryota, Metazoa, Porifera, Homoscleromorpha, Homosclerophorida, Plakinidae.
AUCGCGCUUGCGCAAUAGGUCAUAGUACUGUGUACUAGCUAGAAGCCUUGAGAAUGCCAACUUCGUUUCGUGGCAAUGCGGCUACCUUCUUUCUGCUAAUGGUUUCGCGGUUAGACGUUAGGGCUCAGAAAAGGAGGCGUCAGAGGAGGCUCGUUCGCCGUCGGCAACGAGGGGUCCUUCUCGUUUUACUCUGUUUACUCCAGUGUGUUCUAAAAGUGGUAGCUAGAAUGCGUCCCACCGGUCGAACAUUAUGGAUCAAACCGAGAGAAUCAAGGUGGUGGGACAGAAUGCUUGCGGAAGCAUCAGAUACUGAUUGGAGAGAGAAUUUCAGGAUGUCAAGAGGAACUUUCAUGAGUCUGUGCAAUGAUAUACGACAUCUGAUCACGAAGAAGUCCACCCACUUGAGAGUCCCUAUAUCGCCAGAGAAGAGACUAGCCUUGACUUUAUACAGGUUGGCUGGCAGUGAAUAUUAUAGGACUGUCUCAAACUUGUUUGGCGUUGGUGUGUCAACUGCUAGCACUAUUUCCAAUGAAGUAUGUCAGGCAAUCGUUUCCCACUUGAGUGGUCAGUAUGUCCAGAUGCCACAAGGAGAUCGCUUGAAGAAAGUCAUUGAACGGUUCAGAAAUAUUGGUCAUGGGUUCCCUCAAAUUGGUGGAGCAGUAGAUGGGUCACACAUACCUAUUAAAAGUCCACCUCUCAAUCCAGCCUGUUAUAUCAAUCGUAAAGGGUUUCACUCAAUUAUACUUCAAGCUGUGGUAGAUUCAUUUCUUUACUUCAACGAUAUCUGUAUUGGCUGGCCAGGACGAGUCCACGAUGCUCGUGUUCUUGCUAACAGUCGCCUCUUUGCAGUUGCUGAACGUGCUGGAACAGCCUUUCCUGGAAGUGAGACUGUUGUCUGUAAUGGUGCUAGAAUACCUGUUUUAAUUCUGGGAGAUCCAGCCUACCCUUUGAAAAGUUGGCUAAUGAAAGCAUAUCCCGAGAGCGCCAAUAUGAGGGAGUCUGAAAAAAGUUUCAACUACAAACUGAGUUGUGCUCGAAUCGCAGUGGAAAGGGCAUUUGGGCAACUCAAAGGUAGGUGGCGAAUUCUGUUAAAUCAGCAAGAGACUGACAUCAACAACGUUCAAGUAGUCGUUAUUGCUUGCUGUACCUUACAUAACUAUUGUUUGGCACACAAUGAAAUCAACGAUGACUACAGUGAAACUGAAACAAUAUGUGAUCUUGAAUCAGGAUUGGCAGCUAUUGGAAGGAGAGAUAUGGCGGCAACAGCAAUCCGAGAUAAUAUCAGAGACUAUUUAGAUAUAUAGAGUUAAUUAACAAGAGGGCUGUAGUAGUAGUCUCACGUUUGAGAGUUCUGUGGGGGAAGGGAGGGGAGAACAUGGAUGCGUGUCCAGAUGUUCGAGAAUGCUGAAGGGUGGAUGGUUGGGAGAACAAACUCUUCUCUUCCCCACCCCAUGGCACUCUCAAAUGUCAGGCCACG